This is a messenger RNA of Acyrthosiphon pisum (pea aphid), 1527 nucleotides long. RefSeq lists its product as uncharacterized. The record is from RefSeq and is a predicted model, not a curated record. Gene Ontology annotation, molecular function: odorant binding; olfactory receptor activity. Lineage: Eukaryota; Metazoa; Arthropoda; Insecta; Hemiptera; Aphididae. The transcript is spliced from 7 exons. Gene Ontology annotation, cellular component: plasma membrane. Gene Ontology annotation, biological process: sensory perception of smell; detection of chemical stimulus involved in sensory perception of smell. The coding region runs from base 142 to 1353 and encodes 403 amino acids.
CGAAACAAUUUGAAGGUUGUGUAAAUAAGAUAUUUUAAGGAAAACAAAAUAUUUAUAAAAAUAAAAACCUAAUCGAAAUAUGUGCCAACUUACAUGGUAAUAAUAAUAUAUCCGGAUUGCGUAUGAAUUAAAGCCCAUGCGAUGGACAAGUUAAGAGUCGAAGAAGUUGCCAUAAACUUAGAACUAAUGAAACGAUCCCGGUUCUAUCACAUAUUUAAUCCGAACGGUACAAAGAUUUUCAACUGUAAUGCUUACCGACUAUUACUGUUUCUUUACGGAUCAAUUGUGAACUGCAUUGUCGUUUUCAGCACGUUGGGUUUUUUUGUCGAAAUGGACGAUACUAUGAGUUUUACUGAUUUAUUUGUAGCUAUAUUUGUUUUGAUUAAUUUUUUUUUAUGCUAUUGGAGGAUUUGCGUUUUUAUGUACAAUGUAAACGCGAUUUACGACGUGCUCAGUGUUUCACGGUUUGAUUUAUUGAAGAGCAAACAUUGUUGCAAAAACGUAAACGUACUUAACGACUAUCGCGAUAGAACGAUCAAAAUCACCAAUUACUUUUUCUUAUUUUCGUCGACAGUGAUGUCGCAAUGGAUUAUAUAUCCUCUCGUGGUCAUCGCGUUCACAAUGCCCGAAGACGAAUAUGGCCGCUUCCAGAACAUCAUGAACUUGCGUUAUCCUGUCUCUACGUACACUUACAACCAAUAUUAUUUCAUAUUUUAUUUAAUGGAAGUGAUGGUAGCAAUAUUUACCAUGUACGCUAUGAUCUUUCCAGACAUACUUUUAAUGUCUGUGUGUUGGGCUAUAAUCGCUCAACAGGAAGUCCUCACUCAGGCGUUCAAAAACAUUGGACACGAAGACAACUCCCAAAUGGUAUAUUAUGGAGAUUUCAAAUCAAUUCUACUUGAUCAACUGCAACUUAAUCUGAAAAUAAAAUUAUUUUAUUCAGUUGUGCGGCCUAUCAUUUUAACAUACGUUGCUAUUAUAUCCACAUGUUUCAUAAUCGUGACGUAUGUAUUACUUCUGGUUUGCAUGUCAAAGGAAUCACAUCCAGUUCUUACUAUUAUCAAGCUCGGAUCAUCAGCACUCUACAUGUGCUUACACUUAUAUUUAUAUUGUUAUUUAUUUGACAGUAUGAAUAUUAAAAGUCAAUCCGUUAACACUGGCAUAUAUUCUUGUGAUUGGACGAAAAUGGAUAUACAAUUUAAAAAGUUACUAUUAUUAACGAUGCAAAUGAAUAAUGCCAAUAAUUUAGUAAUAAAAGCUUCACCGAAAAAAAUCGUCAACUUACAAUUAUUUGCUAAUAUCAUAACGAUGUCGUACAAUGUUGUUUCUGUCAUGCUGGAAACCACGAGUUAAAAAAAUCAAAUUUCGGAAUAGAUAUAUUAAAGUUUAAACAAUUAAUAGGCAAUAGGUUAUACCUAGUUACUUACUAUAAUAUAGGUAGCUUGAAGGUAUAAUAUAAGAGAUUUACCAUUCAACGCAAACUUAAUAGUUUAUUGUAUAUUAUAGAUUAUUUAUAAAAAAUUUUAU